UCUAAAUCGACCGUGUAACUAGGGCAAUACGAACAAAGAUCAGGAAUGAAGUUUCGAAAUUGUUACACGAAUACUUCAACAAUAUAAUAUCGGGGUACAAGCUUUUCGAUGUUCAGAUAACGAACAUUAUUCGUAUAAGCCGCAUGUAUUCGGAUAGGCUAUGGAAAAAGUUAACGUUAAACCAUUGCUGUCCGUUGGUGAAAUUUUUCGGUCCUUUGAAAAGAAUUUAAGUUUUCAGAACCCUAUAAAAUGGACAAGUGCAAUCGCUAUAAUCCUAUACCAUGUGUUCGCCGUUUACUGGUGUUACUAUUACACUUUUCCUGUUAAAUGGGAAACUGUAGUUUUUGCUUUAAUCAUGUACGUAGCCACUGGCUUCGGUAUCACUGGUGGAGCGCACCGGCUAUGGACACACAAAGCGUACAAAGCUACAUUACCAUUGAAACUGUUCCUUCUCAUGUGUUUUGCUUCAAGCGGUCAAAAUUCCUUAGAGCAAUGGGUGCGCGACCAUCGUGUGCACCACAAGUACAGCGACACGGAAGCAGACCCUCACAACGCAAACCGAGGCUUCUUCUUCUCCCACAUUGGCUGGUUGAUGCUGAAGAAAAACGACCAAGUGCUGCAACGCGGGAAACAGAUGGACAUGUCUGAUAUCACCAACGACCCGUUGCUGAGAUAUUUUAACAAACAUUUCGUAUAUAUCAAAUUACUGUUUUGUUAUGCUCUACCGCUCCUUAUUAACGUCGUCCUGUUGGGGGAAAACUGGCGAUGUGCUGUGGCGUGGCAAUUCUUCAUCCGGUUCCUUAGCAUGUUCCACAGUGAGCUGACAGUGAACAGUCUUGCUCAUAUUUAUGGAUACAGGCCUUAUAACAAAAAUAUCGUGCCAAAAGAAAAUCGUUUUGUAGCAACCUGUACUUUGGGAGAAGGGUGGCACAACUACCAUCACGCAUUCCCCUUUGACUACAAGGCGGCUGAGCAUUUUGAUUUCUUCAAUUGGGGCACAGUUUUCAUUCGGUUCUUCAACAAAAUCGGCUGGGCUUAUGACCUCCGCGAAGCUACUCCUGAAAUGAUCAACUCAAUGGCAGAUAGAUUAGGCGAUGGAACACCAGUGCACUUCCCGACUACGAAAUCAGAGUGAUGUUACAAAUGUUUCAGGUUGCGAGGAAUUAGAUCGAGGUUAACGAAUUGAAUGGGUAUAGACACAAAUACCUACUAUUGUUUAAUAUGUUAAUACAAUUUAUGUGUAAGUUAGUG
Molecule: messenger RNA, 1251 nt
Organism: Maniola jurtina (meadow brown)
Lineage: Eukaryota; Metazoa; Arthropoda; Insecta; Lepidoptera; Nymphalidae
Product: acyl-CoA Delta(11) desaturase-like
Exons: 5
Coding region: 161-1135 (324 amino acids)
Biological process (GO): unsaturated fatty acid biosynthetic process
Cellular component (GO): endoplasmic reticulum membrane
Molecular function (GO): iron ion binding; stearoyl-CoA 9-desaturase activity
Source: RefSeq, a predicted model, not a curated record